AAGGAAAACAAAAUCAUGGAUUCUCAAAACGAAGAUCGUAAUUUGCGACAAAGAGGCAAUGUGGGUAAAACCUCUGCGUCAGGAUUAAUGUUUAGAAGCACUCUUCUGACUAUUCGUAAUACUUUUACAACUAUGGACGAAAAGUAUGUGGAAAGCAUUUGGACCUUGCUGAAAAGUGCUAUCCAAGAGAUACAAAAGAAAAAUAAUUCGGGCCUUAGUUUUGAAGAACUUUAUCGUAACGCUUAUACAAUGGUUCUCCACAAAUAUGGAGAGCGUUUGUAUACCGGCUUGAAGGAAGUUGUGACGCACCAUCUUGAAAACAAAGUGCGAGAGGAUGUCCUUCGAUCUCUGCACAAUAACUUUUUACAAACUUUAAAUCUCGCGUGGAACGAUCACCAAACGUCAAUGGUGAUGAUCAGGGACAUCUUGAUGUAUAUGGACAGAGUGUAUGUUCAACAGAAUGAAGUAGACAAUGUGUAUAAUCUUGGAUUAAUAAUUUUUCGAGAUAAGGUGGUCAGAUAUGGAUGCGUCAGAGACCAUUUACGAGAAACGUUAUUAGGUAUGGUUGCAAGGGAAAGAAGAGGAGAAGUUGUAGAUCGUAGCGCUAUAAAAAAUGCCUGCCAAAUGUUAAUGUUACUUGGGAUUAACAAUCGUCAAGUGUACGAAGAAGAUUUUGAAAGGCCUUUUUUACAACAAAGUGCUGAGUUUUAUAGAAUGGAAUCUCAAAAAUUUCUUGCGGAAAAUAGCGCGUCAGUAUACAUAAAAAAAGUUGAAGCUCGAAUCUGCGAAGAAUCUGAAAGAGCAAAACACUAUCUAGAUGAAUCUACAGAACCGCGGAUAGUGGAAGUGGUAGAAGAAGAAUUAAUCAAAAUUCACAUGAAAACCAUCGUUGAGAUGGAAAACAGUGGUGUAGUACAUAUGCUCAAAAAUCAGAAAACAGAAGACCUUGGUUGUAUGUAUAAAUUAUUUUCGAGAGUGUCGGAUGGUUUGCGCACGGUAUGCGAUUGUGUGUCUCAAUUUCUCAGAGAACAAGGUCGUGCUUUAGUGCAGGAGGAGCAUGAAUCAACCACAAAUGCCGUUCUUUACGUCCAAAACUUGUUAGACUUGAAGGAUCGUUUCGAUCAUUUUCUACAUUAUUCUUUCAAUAACGAUAAAAAUUAUAAACAAAUGAUAGCGUCAGACUUUGAAUACUUUCUUAAUUUAAAUACCAAGAGUCCAGAGUAUCUUUCGCUCUUCAUUGAUGAUAAACUGAAAAAAGGUGUUAAAGGCAUGACAGAGCAAGAGAUCGAAGGAAUUCUAGAUAAAACUAUGGUUUUAUUCCGCUUCUUACAAGAGAAGGAUGUAUUUGAACGGUACUAUAAGCAACAUUUAGCCAAACGGUUAUUAUUGAAUAAAUCUGUCUCAGAUGACAGUGAGAAAAAUAUGAUAUCCAAACUUAAGACUGAAUGUGGGUGUCAGUUCACAUCCAAGUUGGAGGGCAUGUUUAAAGAUAUCACAGUUAGCAACACGAUUAUGGACGAAUUCAAGGAGCAUGUUCUUACAUCUGGUGCAAAUCUGCAUGGUGUAGAUAUAAGCGUCCGCGUAUUGACAACUGGUUUCUGGCCAACGCAAUCGGCCACCCCAAAAUGCAGUAUGCCCACCGCACCGCGCGAUGCCUUUGACGCCUUCCGGCGUUUCUAUCUGGCUAAACAUAGCGGUCGACAGUUAACUUUACAGCCACAAUUAGGUUCCGCUGAUCUGAACGCUAUAUUCCAUGGACCACGAAGAGAAGAGAGUACUUGCGGAGGCUUGGACACUCCAUCAUCUUCGAGCUCUAUUGGAAACGGUAGCAGUGGAAGUGGUAGCUUAGUAAGUCAGCGAAGUAGUGCGUGUAACACACCACGAAAACACAUAAUACAAGUUUCCACCUAUCAAAUGUGUGUGUUAAUGCUCUUUAACAAAAGAGAAAGGCUGACGUAUGAGGAAAUUCAAGGUGAAACCGAUAUUCCAGAGAGGGACUUGGUUAGGGCAUUACAAUCUCUCGCAAUGGGUAAAGCCACGCAAAGAAUUUUACUUAAACACCCUCGUACUAAGGAAAUUGAACCAUCACACUGUUUUUCUGUGAACGAUAGUUUUACUAGUAAACUCCAUAGAGUAAAGAUUCAGACUGUGGCGGCGAAAGGAGAAUCCGAACCUGAAAGAAGAGAGACACGCAAUAAGGUCGACGAGGACCGAAAACAUGAGAUUGAGGCAGCCAUCGUGCGAAUUAUGAAAGCUCGAAAGCGGAUGGCGCACAACAUACUCGUAACUGAAGUAACGGAGCAAUUAAAAGGUCGAUUUUUGCCUUCGCCUGUAAUAAUUAAGAAACGUAUCGAAGGUUUAAUCGAACGAGAAUAUUUGGCUCGUACACCGGACGAUCGAAAGGUGUACACGUACGUUGCUUAAUGCUGAAUUCAAUAUUGGAUGUGUACAAACAUUAUGCCAAAAGUGGGAUCUGCGAAUCUGUGUAAGAGAUGCCGAAUUUGUUAAACUGAAUAAAAUGUGCGCAUGAGCUUAAAAGAAAUAAAAAUGAAGAUCCUAAUAAAGUGCUGAGAAGUUCAAUUUGAAUAUAUAUAUAUAUACAUUACACAAGCUCACAAAAAUGUAGUGAAGAGAAUCGAGAGAUAAAAAAAACCAGCGUCGUUCUUUUUAUUUUUAUUUG
Pseudomyrmex gracilis is the source of this 2680-nucleotide messenger RNA. It is a transcript of the gene Cul3, whose product is annotated as cullin-3. The record is from RefSeq and is a predicted model, not a curated record. The transcript is spliced from 14 exons. Lineage: Eukaryota; Metazoa; Arthropoda; Insecta; Hymenoptera; Formicidae. Gene Ontology annotation, biological process: ubiquitin-dependent protein catabolic process; protein ubiquitination. Gene Ontology annotation, molecular function: ubiquitin protein ligase binding. Gene Ontology annotation, cellular component: Cul3-RING ubiquitin ligase complex. Bases 16 to 2424 code for a protein of 802 amino acids.